CAUUAUAACGAUAGCGAUCUGUAUUAGAGGACGCCGAUAUUAGUCGCGCUCUUUCCGUCAGGGCGGCGCCUGCUUGAUUUUACGUUUUGCACUUUUCAUAGAGACUUAGCCGGUAUGGGUACCGCCGAAAAGAAGGAGAAAAAGAAGGACAAGGGCGAAACGCCGGCCGCCGGGGCCAAGUCAGCCGCCGCAGUCGGAGAAAUGACCGUGGGCGAGGUGCAGCAGAAGACAGAUUUCCUUAUCGCGCCGGAAAAGACGAUACCAAAGCUCGACACCAGCAAGUGGCCUCUCCUGCUAAAGCACUACGACAAGCUCAAUGUCCGGACGGGCCAUUACACACCCAUUCCAGCGGGCAGCACGCCCCUGAAGCGCAGCCUGAAGGAGUACAUCUCCUACGGCUGCAUCAACCUGGACAAGCCCUCGAACCCCAGCUCCCAUGAGGUCGUCGCGUGGGUGAAGCGUAUGCUGCGCGUCGAGAAGACCGGCCACAGCGGCACCCUUGACCCGAAAGUCACGGGCAAUCUCAUCGUCUGCAUCGACCGCGCAACGCGCCUGGCCAAAUCCCAGCAGGCCGCCGGCAAAGAGUACGUCUGCAUCGUUCGGUUCCACUCCAAGGUCGAGGGAGGCACCGGCGCCGUCGCUAAGGCCCUAGAAACCCUUACCGGCGCGCUGUUCCAGCGGCCCCCGCUCAUCUCUGCCGUCAAACGUCAACUGCGUAUCCGUACAAUCUACAAGGCAAAACUGUACGAGUACGAUGAGGAGCGCCACAUGGGUGUCUUUUGGAUUAGCUGCGAGGCCGGCACCUACGUCCGGACGAUGUGUGUCCAUCUGGGCUUGCUCCUAGGUGUCGGAGGGCACAUGCAGGAGCUUCGCCGUGUUCGUUCCGGCAUCAUGGGCGAGUCCCCCAACAACAAUAUGGUCACCAUGCACGACGUCCUGGACGCGCAGUGGAUAUACGACAACUUCAAGGACGAAAGCUACCUCCGUCGCGCGAUUAUGCCGCUGGAGGUGCUGUUGACCGGUUUCAAACGCGUCGUUGUCAAGGACAGCGCGGUCAACGCAAUUUGCUACGGUGCGAAACUGAUGAUUCCAGGUCUGCUGCGUUUUGAGAGCGGCAUCGAGGUCGAUGACGAGAUCGUGUUGAUGACUACAAAGGGCGAGGCGAUUGCGGUGGGCAUUGCCCAGAUGACGACGGCGGUCAUGGCGACGGUGGACCACGGUUGCGUGGCCAAGAUCAAGCGCGUCAUCAUGGAGCGCGACACGUACCCGCGGCGCUGGGGUCUGGGGCCUUUUGCGCAGCUCAAGAAGAAACUCAUAGCAGAGGGGAAGCUGGAUAAGCACGGGCGACCGAACGAGAACACCCCGAAGGAGUACUUGCGAUCGCUGCCGGACUAUGUGGCAAACGGGGGUGCAGCGGGGGCAGCAGGAGCGGCAACACCCGCGCCCGCAGCGGCCGCGGCAGCGGGAGCGGUGACGCCCGCACCCAAGGCGACACCGGCGGCGGCGGCGGCUCCGGAAUCAGAGACCCCCGCUGCGGAGAAGUCCGAGAAGAAGAAAAAGAAGGACAAGAAGAAGAAGGUAGGAGUGGUGUGCGCGACAAAAGGCGAAGAGUGGGAGGGUGCGAAUAUGUCUGGGUAUGGAGGGAGAUACCGGCAGGGGGCGGGUUAA
Volvox carteri f. nagariensis is the source of this 1668-nucleotide messenger RNA. RefSeq lists its product as uncharacterized. Gene Ontology annotation, molecular function: RNA binding; pseudouridine synthase activity. The record is from RefSeq and is a predicted model, not a curated record. NCBI's taxonomy places the organism in Eukaryota, Viridiplantae, Chlorophyta, Chlorophyceae, Chlamydomonadales, Volvocaceae. The coding region runs from base 115 to 1668 and encodes 517 amino acids. Gene Ontology annotation, cellular component: box H/ACA snoRNP complex. Gene Ontology annotation, biological process: box H/ACA sno(s)RNA 3'-end processing; mRNA pseudouridine synthesis; snRNA pseudouridine synthesis. The transcript is spliced from 2 exons.